Messenger RNA from Leptinotarsa decemlineata (Colorado potato beetle), 1348 nucleotides. Its product is annotated as mesoderm induction early response protein 1. Lineage: Eukaryota; Metazoa; Arthropoda; Insecta; Coleoptera; Chrysomelidae. The record is from RefSeq and is a predicted model, not a curated record. Gene Ontology annotation, biological process: negative regulation of transcription by RNA polymerase II. Gene Ontology annotation, molecular function: transcription corepressor activity; histone deacetylase binding. Gene Ontology annotation, cellular component: nucleoplasm.
UAUGCAUCGAAACAUCUUUUAUACAUUAGAAUUAGUCACAAUUAUUCAUAUUAGAAACGUGAAAGAUGUAGAAAUCGUCGGGUUCAAUUUCUUUAGGUGUUGUAGUGAAGAAGAAAAAACAUUCAAGGAGUGAUUACGUUAAUUUUUUAUGAAUGUUGUUUAUGAAUGUAUGUAAUUAUUUUUAGUGCAACAUGAAAUAUGUGAAUGAUGUUCAAGAUAUGGCCGGAUUAUAAGAAUCAAUGAUGUCUACCACAAUAUAGAAAAAAUCUUGAAGUGGUACCAUGUGACCCAUUCGAUGAACAGAUAAUGGAAAAAUCGAUACCAGUCACUGAAAAGUCUUUAUCCGAUGAUGAAGAAAAAUCAUCGGAGUCAUCUGUCGACACUUUAACCAACGACUUCGACAUGAGGCUUGAACACGACGACUCAUCUUCCUCUAGCGACAACUUCACCAUGACUAGGAUGAAGAUGAAGAACACAUUCUUUUUCGGAGAGGACCAAGAGAACCAGAGCCCCAGACGAAAAACAACCAAACACUCCACUUUAAAACCCUGUUACGAAAACGCGUCAGAAAAGUAUCAGGACGCCUCGCGGUUGCUACGUUCCAAAGUAAACGAAGAAGACGACGAACAUUACAAUUACAAUCCAGAUGAUGAAGAAAACAGAGUGGUGAUAAAAACUAUUAUGGUUGGUAGCGACUAUCAGGCUCAGGUUCCUGAAGGCAUCUGCCACUAUGACGAUGCUUUACCCUACGAAAAUGAAGACAAGCUCAUUUGGGAUCCACAAAUUGAUGAUGAGGCUGUAGAGGACUAUUUGAAGAAAGCUCUAGCAAUCGACAGGCCUGUACUUCCUCUGGGAUGUCAUCUGCGGGACAAUGAGCAGGCUCUUUAUCUACUCCAGCAGUGUGGUCAUAAUAUCGAAGAGGCUCUUAGAAGACUGAAGAUGAAUAUAGCGUUGUAUAAUGAAGCAAUGUCGCCUUGGUCAGAGGAAGAGUGCCGGAAUUUUGAAGCUGGGGUUAGAGCGUUCGGGAAAAAUUUCUAUCUAACCCAACAAAAUAAGGUACGUACAAGGUCUGUUGGGGAACUGGUGCAGUUCUAUUACCUGUGGAAGAAAUCUGAAAGACAUGAUGUGUUCGCAAAUAAAGUUAGGUUGGAGAAAAAAAAAUAUGCUCUCCAUCCAGGAGUUACUGACUUCAUGGAUAGAUUUCUAGAGGACCAAGACAUGAGAGAUAGUACUUCACCAAAUACUCAAUGUAUUGUGGAUGAGAAAAGGACUCAAGAUAUUCAAAAUUUGAAAACGAAAGAAAAUGAGUUGUGAAAUUUGAUGUUAAUAAACACACAGAUAACCCUUU